CAAUAUAAUGGACUGCUAGCUCGUCCACAACUUUUUACUACAUGCAUAUAUUUCGAAAAGCGCGCGUUAAUUAAUAGCACAACAAAUUGCCACCUUAAUUUGCUGAACAAGAAAAGGCCUCCCAUCAUCACGCAUGCAGUAAAUUUCAAUCUACUCCAAGAAAAACGCAUGAGGUGGCGGCCGUGUGGCCGUACCAAAUGAUGUCGUAAGAAACUCGUUCAUCACAGAGAAAGAAAAGCAUUCGAUCAAACCCCAUAUGCGUUUAUCACGAAGCCCAUCGUUGCGAAGCGGAGAAUAUCUGGAAGGAAUGCUGAGCAACUACAUGGGAGGAGUCACUAAUAAUAACAACUAUAAACCUCGACCGGCACAAAAGGCCACGUCAUCCGCUCGUCUGGUAACAAUACUAACAUGCCUUCAAUUCGCCUUCGCGAUCUACGCCACCUCCCUCCUCUACUUCAUGAGCCCCUCCAUCGACCUCCGCACCCGCCUCGCGCAGCAAUGGAAGCAGUUCACACUAAUGCCACCCCACAUUAUAACUCACUACCAAGAAGAAUAUUCCGAGAAGAAUAUUCCCUUGAUCCCGAUGAAUUCUUCACUAGUGUGCGAGCAGGAGAAGAUCGAUUUCGAGCAGAAGAAAUCAAACGACGCCGUUAUGAUCAAGCUGAAAACAGAUCUGUACAAAGAAAUACUCGAUUUUCAGAGCAACACCUUCGGCACGGAGACGCUCCCCGAAUUGAUGGCGAUGGAAUCAAAGUGGGACUCGCGCGUGGCCGCCACGACCCCGAAGGUCACGGUCAUACUAAACCAUUUCAAGCGCAAAACCCUAUGCGCCCAAAUCGAAACCCUACUCCACCAAACGCUGCCGUUUCACCACAUCUGGGUGCUCUCCUUCGGCAGCCCCAACGAACGGAACCUGAAAUCAAUCGUCGAGAGCUACAACGAUUCGAGGAUCAGCUUCAUCAGCUCGACCUACGAUUUCAAGUACUACGGCAGAUUCCAGGUGGCGUUGCAGACGGAGGCGGAUCUGGUUUACAUACUCGACGACGACAUGAUUCCGGGGACGAAGAUGCUGCAGACGCUGGCACACGUGGCGGGGACGGAGAAGUACGAGAAUUCCGUGCUGGGGAGUAUCGGGAGAAUACUCCCCUUCCGGCAGAAGGACUUCACUUUUCCGAGUUAUAGAAAGUUCCGGUCCAAGGAGGCCGGGCUUUAUUUGCCGGACCCGGCUUACGGGAUCACGAUCGACCGAGUUGUUCGGGUCGAUUUUCUUUCGAGCUCGUGGUUUUUGUCGGCGGAGUUGGUUAAGACUCUCUUCAUCGAAACGCCCUUCACUUUCAUGACCGGCGAAGACUUGCAUUUAAGCUAUCAGCUUCAAAAGUACAGAGACGCCGGUUCUUUCGUGUUGCCGGUGGACCCCACCGACAAAGAGACGUGGGGCGACAGUGAGCAUAGGCUUGCUUACGUUUCCGAAACGACCGUGAUCUUUAAAGACAUUGUCCAAGUGAGAGAUGAUCAGUGGUGGAGGGCGCUCUCCAACGGCUACAUUACGCAGUGGGCGGCGAUGUAUCCUCAAAAAAUCGACGCCCUUUUCUACGCACAUUCCGUCGAAGAAAUUACGGCCCUCGCUCCUCUUAUAGAAAAGAUCAGAACAACUCCGGGCAAGAAAGCGUACGUUGUCGUUUCGGGGGGUAAAUUUUGUCCAUGCGAAGAUGCGGUGAGGGCUUUGAAGUGGCCUAAAGCGGUGUGCAGGGAGAGAAGGUUCAAGAUUUUCGACCUCGGGAUCGGUUUGCUGUCGGAGAAGUCGAAAUCGGAGGUGCCCGUUUUGCAGGCGGUGUACGCUAGCAUGAGAGGGUUGAUCAAGAUCCACAACCCGAGCAUCGUGGUGGCGGUUUCCGAUAUCGACGGACACGUGAAGAAGGCUUUGAGAAUGGCCUCGGAAACGAACUCGAACGCUUCGGCGUUGGUGCUUUUGCCGAAAGCCAGUGUCCCGAAGGCUCUGUGGAUGGCCGAUCUUCGACCCACAGCGUUGCCUAAUUGGAACAAAAUGAGGCUUUCGGUGAGCAUCAUCACGCAGAAUCGGGCCUCGUCCCUCAGGAGGCUGCUAAAAUCCCUGAGCGACGCCUACUAUCUAGGCGACGAGGUUCCGAUCAUAUUCAACAUGGACAGCAAAGUGGACGAGGCCACUCUAAAGCUCGUGAACUCGUUCGAGUGGCCCCACGGCCCAAAAGUCCUCCGCAGACGGAUCAUCCAAGGCGGGCUUAUUCGGGCCGUCAGCGAAAGCUGGUACCCUUCCACGGACGACGAUUUCGGCCUACUACUCGAGGACGAUAUCGAAGUCUCCCCGUACUACUACUUAUGGGUCAAAUACGUCCUCUUAGCCUACCACUACGACCCUCAGGUUUCGUUACCCGAGCUCUCGUCGAUAUCUCUAUACACGCCGCGUUUGGUUGAAGUGGUGAAGGAGAGGCCGAAAUGGAACGCGACGGAGUAUUUUAAACAGAUACAUCCAAACACGCCUUAUCUACACCAGCUGCCGUGCAGUUGGGGCGCGGUGUUCUUCCCCAAGCAUUGGAGGGAGUUCUACGUGUACAUGAAUAUGCGGUUUACGGAGGAUGCGAAGCAGAACCCGGUUCAGAUUCCGAAAUCAAGAACCAACGGGUGGCAAGCUUCGUGGAAGAAGUUUCUGAUUGAUAUGAUGUAUCUGAGGGGGUACGUUAGCCUGUACCCGAAUUUUCCGGAGCAGGCUAGCUUCUCGACCAAUCAUAUGGAGCCGGGUGCGCACAUUAGCGCGAAGGAUAAUGUUGUGAAGCACGAUAAGACCGAUUUUGAGGUGCCGUUGUUGAAGAGGGAUUUUAGGGAUUUCUUGCCGAACGGGAAAUUGCCGCCGGCGUCGAAGCUGCCGUCGUUGAAUUUGUUCAAUCAGGCGUUGUCGCUGAAGGGGUUGAAAUCCGCCGGAGCGAAGCUGGGGCAGGAUGUGCUUCCGUGUAAUAACGCGACGGAGAUUGUGGCGGUGGAUCAUGAAACCGGGCUGCCUUCGCAUUGUGCGGCGUUUUGAUGAAUUUGAUUUUCGAAUUUAAAUUGGUAGAUUUUCCCGCUUUUUUUUUUUUUUUUUUGGUUGUCUGAAAAUGUAAAAAGAAAAUUGCAUGAGGACGUAAAAGAAUAAGUGGAGUUUAGAAUGGCCACUCUGCAAUUCAAUUGGAAUUCUCUCAUGAAAAAUGAUACCUCUACUCGGAUUUCGAGGUUUUGUAGAACUUAUACCUGG
Messenger RNA from Erythranthe guttata (spotted monkey flower), 3262 nucleotides. Lineage: Eukaryota; Viridiplantae; Streptophyta; Magnoliopsida; Lamiales; Phrymaceae. The record is from RefSeq and is a predicted model, not a curated record.